AUGCGCACUCCGGACCCUCCCUUCCCCUCCCUCCACCUCCACGGCGACCGCAAGCGACGGCUCUGCCGCCCAAUGGCGGCGAGGGGGCGGAGCCCUGGCGGCGGCUUCCCGUUGGCCCGGGCGGGGAGGGCGCGGGGUCAUCGGGUGCUCCAAGAUGGCGGCGCCCAGGCGGUGAUCCGGGAGAGCGGCGGCGGGGCCAUGGCCGCGUGGCUGCGGGGCGCCUGGGCGCUGGGGGGCGCCGUGACCGGCAGAGGGGCCUGCCUCCGCGGGGCCCCGGGUGUCAGCCCUUUUCUUCAAGCAUGCAGGGGUUAUGCCAGGCCUGCCCGGAAAAAGAAGAUGGCCCUACCCAGCCAUCUGGAUGACCUGCCUCCUACGAUGCUGAGGAAGGACUAUGCCAACCUCCCAAUUAUGGACAAGGUGGAUGAUGUCGUGAAAAGGUUGCUUUCCCUGGAAAUGUCAAGACAGAAGGAAAAACUGAAAAUAAAAAAAGAGCAACUGGCAGACAAAGUCCGGCAGUCCCCAAAUGACAACGGCUCCUUAGAGGUUCAAGUUGCAUAUUUGACGGCCAAGAUUCGCACAAGCCAGGAACAUAUGCAUAUGCACCCGAAGGACAAAGCCACCUACCGCUGCUUGCUGAUGGCCAUCGACCGGAGGAAGCAGCUGUUGGGCUACCUGCGCAGGAGUCGCUAUGACGUCUUUGAGAAAACGUGCAAGGAGCUGGACAUCGAAUAUGUGCUCCCAGUGCAGUAUCGCCAGCGACGCAGCCGGCGCUACCUGAUCAAGAGGGAAUUGCGCCAAAAGAUCUUGAAAGAACUGAGGAAAAAGGAACUCGAAAAGCAAGAGAGUGAGGCAAAGCAGGAAGAACAGCUGAACGAAGGCACUCCGGUCUGAGCAGAAUCUGCCCUCCAGGGCCACCAUUCCUGAGAAUAAUCCCCAAUAAACUGUUCAACUGUCAGCGCUCCCUCUGCUUG
Messenger RNA from Pogona vitticeps (central bearded dragon), 971 nucleotides. Lineage: Eukaryota; Metazoa; Chordata; Lepidosauria; Squamata; Agamidae. The record is from RefSeq and is a predicted model, not a curated record.